This is a messenger RNA of Lucilia sericata (common green bottle fly), 1541 nucleotides long. RefSeq names its product venom protease. Bases 199 to 1437 code for a protein of 412 amino acids. Gene Ontology annotation, molecular function: serine-type endopeptidase activity. The transcript is spliced from 6 exons. The record is from RefSeq and is a predicted model, not a curated record. Lineage: Eukaryota; Metazoa; Arthropoda; Insecta; Diptera; Calliphoridae. Gene Ontology annotation, biological process: proteolysis.
UCACAAAAUUAACAAUUUUACUUUAAGCGCAGUAGUGAGUGAUUCCAGUCACAACAAUUAUUUUGGUCAUACGUGGAAACUAAAUCAACAAAACUUCGUCGGUUGACAUAAAUUUAAACAAAAUAAUUGUUAAAAUAAAAAUCAAAAAAAUAAUGUUCGCAAAUUAAUUUAAAAAUAAGAAAUAAAUCGACGAAUAAAAUGCAAUUAAAAUUAUCAAUAUUUAUAUUCUGCCUACAAUUGUUAUUGGAGAGGUCAGGAGCUAUUGUGACAAAAGAAUAUAUAGAUUUACUUGACUUAACGGAUAAUGAUGAGUUCCAGUGGAGUAGACAUGCAAACGCUGCUACAGAUGCCGUUGUAGCUGUCAAUGAUGAUAGUAAUCAAAUGUCAAACAUAACACGUCAUAGUUUAAGCAAGAGACAAGCUAUUGCAGCCGGACAAUUGCAGGAAAAUCUUGAUUAUGGAGCAUGUCGUACUCCAGGUGGAGAGGAAGGAACCUGUCGUCAUGUUAUUUACUGUCGUAUACCGGAAUUGAAAGAUGAUAUCUGGCGUUUGGUAUCACAUUUGUGUGUCAUAAAAGGAAGCACCAUUGGCGUCUGCUGUCCCACCCGCAUUCUCGGCCGCUUGGGUCCACAAGUUAUAACCGAUGCCAAUGAUGUGAACCAACAGCCACGUAUCGUCAAUCAUCCUGAACAGCGCGGCUGUGGUAUAACUACCAAACAAUUUCCUCGCGUCAGCGGCGGACGUCCUGCCGAACCCGAUGAAUGGCCUUGGAUGGCGGCUUUCAUAAGACGUGGAUAUCCUUAUAUAUGGUGUGGUGGUGUUUUAGUUACUGACCGUCAUGUCUUAACGGCAGCUCAUUGUAUACACAAAAUCAAAAAGGAAGAGCUGUUUGUUCGCUUGGGCGAAUACAAUACCUUGCUGUUGAAUGAAACACGUGCUAGAGAUUUUCGUAUAGGAAGUAUGGUAACGCAUAUUGAUUACGAUCCCUUUACGUAUGAAAAUGAUAUUGGUUUAGUGAGAGUGGAAAGACCUACUAUAUUUAAUACUUAUAUAUGGCCGGUGUGUAUGCCACCGAUUGGUGAAAAUUGGGAGGGUAAAAUGGCAAUUGUGACAGGUUGGGGUAGUCAGAGAUUUGGUGGACCACAUUCGGAUAUUUUAAUGGAGGUUGACUUACCCGUUUGGAAAAUUGAGGAUUGUCGUGCUGCUAUUGUUGAGCGUGUUCCCGAUACUAGUUUAUGUGCCGGUUACCCUGAAGGUGGACAAGAUUCUUGCCAAGGAGACAGUGGCGGUCCUCUACUGCUACAAUUACCCAACAAUCGUUGGGUUACAAUUGGCAUUGUUUCGUGGGGCAUACGCUGCGGUGAACCCAAUCGUCCGGGCAUGUAUACACGAGUAGAUCGUUAUCUUCAUUGGAUUAUUGAAAAUUCGGAUAUUUAAUAAAAAAUAUCUUUAUGUUUAUUGUUCUUUUGGAUAAACGUUAAAUGGAUUUUUUACAUAAAAUUGUAAAAAAUUAUACAACAAUUAAAAUAAAAACUAAAUCA